Molecule: messenger RNA, 589 nt
Organism: Agrilus planipennis (emerald ash borer)
Lineage: Eukaryota; Metazoa; Arthropoda; Insecta; Coleoptera; Buprestidae
Gene: hoip
Product: NHP2-like protein 1
Exons: 2
Coding region: 112-495 (127 amino acids)
Biological process (GO): mRNA splicing, via spliceosome; ribosome biogenesis; maturation of SSU-rRNA
Cellular component (GO): precatalytic spliceosome; box C/D methylation guide snoRNP complex; small-subunit processome
Molecular function (GO): RNA binding
Source: RefSeq, a predicted model, not a curated record
AAAAACGAAACAUCAUAACCUCCUUUGCCGCAUCAGAGAAAAGCGUGUAUUUAUAAAUUUAUUAACUAAUUUAUACCUCCGUGAAGCGUUUUAUUCGCCGAGAGGAUAAUAAUGGCAGAAGAAGUAAAUCCUAAAGCUUAUCCCCUGGCUGAUGCAUCAUUGACAUCUAAGAUAUUAAACCUUGUACAACAAGCUCUGAAUUAUAAACAACUCAGAAAAGGGGCCAAUGAAGUUACCAAAACAUUGAACCGUGGCAUAGCAGAGUUUAUUGUAAUGGCAGCUGAUGCUGAACCAUUAGAAAUCUUACUGCAUCUCCCUUUACUUUGUGAAGACAAAAAUGUACCAUAUGUUUUUGUCAAGUCAAAACAAGCAUUAGGACGAGCCUGUGGAGUCUCCAGGCCAGUUAUAGCUUGCAGUGUUACUGUAAAUGAAGGCUCACAACUUAAACCACAAAUCCAGACAAUACAAACAGAAAUUGAACGUUUGUUAGUGUAGAAGUAAAGUACAAUGUGUAAUCUUUUUUUAUAUUAUCUAAUAAGAAUACUUAAUUACUUGUAAGUAUGUAAUUGCUAAUAAAUAAGUGAUUUCA